AUGAUCAGCCCUGGGGAUCACCUUUCCUCCACCCAGGCAGGGAAAGCCUUCUGGGUUGAGAGGCAGGAGAAUUCAGUGUCCACGUUCCUGUUCCAGCUGACACUGUGCAGGCUCCGCACACACCAGUGGUGCUUCAUCCUCUUCAACGUCCUGCUGUUCCACCUGCUGCUCUUCGGGGCAGAUUUACUGGAGCAGUACUUCCUGCAGUCCCUGCCCCUCUCCUACACUGAUGCAAAGGCUCUGGAGAUCAGGGACAGGGCCAGGAAGCUGGAUCUGGACCCUCUGAAGGCCAACCUCUCUCACAGCAGCAGCAGUGCAGUGACUUGCUCCAACCAAGAGAUUUUUCUGCUCAUUGUUGUCUGCAGCAGCCCAGAGAACAGGACAAGGCGCAACGCCAUCAGGCAGACCUGGGGCAACGCCACGGGCUCCAGGGGUUACAGCGUGCUGACUCUGUUUGCUGUAGGAAAGGCAGCUUCAGCAAGCACCCAGCUGGAGAUCAGCGAGGAGGCUCAAAGGCACCGAGACAUUAUUGAAGGCAGUUUCAUCGAUUCCCCCCAGACGCAGACACAGAAGAUGCUGAUGAGCGUGGAGUGGACGGUGACUUUCUGUCCCCGUGCCAGGUACAUCCUUCACGCAGCCCAGGAUGUGUUUGUGGGUGUUCCCAGCCUGGCUGGGUACCUGCUGAGCUUACCCCAGCAGGAGGACAUCUACCUCGGCAGGGUGGUUCACCACGGAGUGCCCGACAGGGACCCCCAGAGCCCUGGCUUUGUGCCCAUCCACCAGUACCCCGAGCAGUUCUACCCUGAUUUCUGCCAUGGCAGUGCCAUCCUCAUGUCCCAGGACGUGGCUCGCAAGGUUUACGUGGCUGCCAGGGAGGUGCCACUGGCACUGCCCCCCGCUGCCUUUGUAGGAAUCUGUGCUAAAAGAGCUGGCAUCACUGCCAGGCACAGCUCCCGCUUCGCUGGGGACAAGCACAUCAGCUACAACCCAUGCUGCUAUAAAUUCAUUUUCACCUCUUCCCACAUGAGAGAGGACGAGCUAUUUAAAGACUGGAAGGAAACGAGCGAUGGGGAGGAUUGUUCCUUGCUGGAAACCUACUACAGCCUGGUGUCCUGCAAGGUUCUGACCUACAUUGAUAAGUUCAAACGGUUCCACUUGGACAGGAUAAAAAAUGAGCUCCUUCGUUUUGUCAAUUAAUGAUUAACUUCUGCAAGAAGAGGCUGGGUUUUCUUUCAUCAGCUGUGUUGUCCUGUUAACAUUCUGUACAAAGGAUGCCCUCCCAAAGUUUGCUCUUUUCCCUUCAGCAGCAAAUGAACUGUCACUGUUACAGUGUGACAGAGCAGAACUGGAUGUCCUCUGCCUCUCUAAGUACCUACAAGUGCAUGCAUGGAAAUAAAAAAGAGUAUUCCAACAGACUUGUCUAUAUCCAUGGUUUUUCAGACUUCUAAGUCUUCAAAACUCCUUUUUUAUGUGAGUGAGGCAUCACCUACUUCCAAAGAAUUCUGGCACAAAGGGGAAGCUCUCCAUGCACAAAGGAGCUGCUGUGAGCAGGCUGGUUCACAGAGGAACAGAGCAGCUCCAGCAGGAACAGACACUGAGAAUUUCCAUCAUGGAAAUUCCUCAAGUAACGCUGUUUGUUAACAUCCAUCAAAUGACAAGGUUUGGUUUGGCAUUUUUUGUUUUUUAAACCAAAUGUUCAGCAUGUCACCUCAAUUCCCCAGCAUUCCAUUUCGUGUUUUUCCUCAAUCAUCUCCACCUGUUACUUCAAGGGGGAUGACAAAAACAACACACUUCAAAACUGUCAUUUCUAUCAGAUACAGCAGCAGCAUGUAAUCCAUAUGGCAAUGUACAGCAUGGGCAGGGAACUGCAUCUGAGUAAUAAGGGGAAAGUGAUCAAUUAAUCAAUCAACACCGAGCUCAAAGCUCAACAAAAUAAAGCAUAUGUGUAUACAAA
Passer montanus (Eurasian tree sparrow) is the source of this 1954-nucleotide messenger RNA. RefSeq names its product beta-1,3-galactosyltransferase 9 (gene B3GALT9). The transcript is spliced from 2 exons. The record is from RefSeq and is a predicted model, not a curated record. Gene Ontology annotation, molecular function: hexosyltransferase activity. Gene Ontology annotation, cellular component: membrane. NCBI's taxonomy places the organism in Eukaryota, Metazoa, Chordata, Aves, Passeriformes, Passeridae. Bases 1 to 1197 code for a protein of 398 amino acids.